CAGUCAGGGAAAGGUGCUUCCUACUCGAUCAUCUCAUCCAGUAAGUGGAUUCCAUCUACUUAUAGUCUGAGCUGGAUCAAUUUCGUUUGAUUGUUUCAACGCCACUCGCUCACACACGGAUUGCAAUGGGGAUUCGCUUCAAUUCGAUAAAAGGCCAAAUUAGUUUCCCGAACGUUCCCCAUUAAAGGGCUGCUCGCCACAGUGAGUGCCGGUUGGUUGAUUGCUGCCAGGCCAAAAGUGAAGCAUGCCCAUGCUCGGUGCGAUUGCGUUCUUCGCGCUCACUUAGUCGUUAUCCAUCCGCAAUUGCUAGAACAAACAUCUACACCAUCGGUGCAUCCGUGCAGUUCAGAUAUUCCGGUCUGCAGUCGAAGAUCCAGUGAUCAGUGAUCGGAACAUAAUCGAACAACAAGUGAUCCAACCAGCGCCAGUCAGCAACAGCUCCCCAGUGAGUUUGUGUUUGUGUUGAGUGAUAAGAGCAUUCUGAGCGAUCCCUCAAAUUUUGACUCGCUAAUUGUUUGACAGUUGCUGUGUGGAAGAUUUCCUUAGCCUGCGGCGAAAACAAUGUCUUCGAUAAUGGAGAAAAACAAGAUUCGGCUGGAAAGCCGGUCCAAGAUGUUCCUGCGAAGCAACUCGUUCCAGAAGCUGUGCUCGCUGGCCCCCUCCAUGGGACUGAAAGGUUUCAAGUCAAACAAGGAAGCUCUCAAGUCGGUCUUCGAAUCGCUUAUCGUCACGACACGUGGCGUCAUCCAGUCGGUCACGUACAGAAUUUUGUGCUUUCUGUUCCUAGCGCCUUUCGACCGGCUGGUUGGCCGGCCGCUGAGCAUCCUUUCCGGCGAGGAUGGAAAAUUUAGCACCAUCAAGUUAAUUCUCAAGUUGACACUGUCCACGAUCGUAUCUUCCGAUAAGACGACUGGCGGAGAGUGCGACAAGGAUGCGGUGCUGGUGGUGGCAGCCGCGGCCGCGGCGGCAGCAACGAAACCAAACCUUCCACGGACAGUAGAUUCGGCGAUUCAAACGGAGGAUGCAACCCCAGCGGAGAGCGAUGCCACGGAGGAGCAAUUUUUCGAUUGCAAAGAAGAUAGACCCCGUGCAUUGAGACCGUCCACCGCAGAACUGCGCGAGCAGUUGCUGAGAAAUUCGCGUCCUUCCGAUCCCGCGGCCACAUCCCGGUCGGUUCCCCUAGGCCUGCUGGUGUACGGCUGCGUGCUGGGCUGUUUUGCACAGCUAUCAGCGCUCGCCUAUUUGCUUAACGUGUCCGUCAGGACUCCACCCGGGCUGAUAUUUCUCGUUGCAUCCCUCGCCUACAUCGGAUACGUUAUGAUGAGGAUAUUCCUCGAUGAGCAACCCUCCAGCACCUUUGGAACGAACACCACCAAACCACCGCCAACGAGAACGACAUCCUGCAUGGCGUUAAUACCAGUGACAAGCUCAGAACCCCCAAAACCCAAAGGAAUCCAUCCAAUCCUAGCAAUUGUUGGCAAAUAUUUGGCUACGAUGCUCCAGCGGGACGGUAAACUGGUGCCAAUCAGCGGUGGCUCCUCGUCAAGGAUGAGCCGCCGAUCCACUCCCUCCCGCAGUCGGAUGCUGCUUUGCACCCAUGAUAAGACUAUAAGCAAAAUGAAAAUACUCUGAAAAACUGCAGCCAAACAUUACUCUCAUUUGUACAAGUAAGACACUUUGGCCAACCCGCGUGACUGAACCAAACACAUAAUAAUAAAAAUAAUAAUGUUAAUAAAAGUGAUUAUGCAGCAAUAGAACAUUGGCAAUCGAGCAUGCUAGGAGUAUGGGAUGCAUGUUUCGCGAUUGUCACCACAGGAAAAUAACAACCGAAAGAGAUGGCAUUUUCAGGCAUUGCCACACGCUAUACUCCAGUGGCGGAGAAAAAUGUCAUGCGAAAAAUAAUAUCAUAAAUCGAUACACUUCCACCAUCCACCCAUCAACCAGCCAUUUGCGCCGAUUGGUGUACAAUAAAAAUAUAAACUAUUAUUAACAAUUGCUCACACCCAGCAGCACGGGUCAACGGGGUUAGCCUUCGUCGAGCAUGUGAAUCGAUUUGGGACCCUGCGUUUUUGUUUUAUUUUCUCUGGCUUCACUCCCAUCAUGCCACUCCCACCCAUGCUUAUGAUUGCUGCGGGAAUAAAACCGAUGUCAACCUCAAAACAUCAAGUUCGACUGACACCGGCAGCAGCCAGCAGUGUGGCAAAAGGAGCGAAAGGCCAUCCAGCCUGCAGUGGAAAAUAGUUUAUGUAACAUGUUGCAAUAAGUGUACAAGCAUUGAUACCAAAUAUUGAAGAAGAAAAAAGAAACAACUAACAAUUGUAUGUGUAACGUGGAAAAUUUGUAUGAUCAUGUGACUUAAUCGAGCAUUGUAAUUAAAUGUUAAGCAAAAUAAUAAUAGUAAUAAAUGCAUCACUAUUGGA
Messenger RNA from Sabethes cyaneus, 2420 nucleotides. RefSeq lists its product as uncharacterized. The coding region runs from base 562 to 1632 and encodes 356 amino acids. The record is from RefSeq and is a predicted model, not a curated record. The transcript is spliced from 4 exons. NCBI's taxonomy places the organism in Eukaryota, Metazoa, Arthropoda, Insecta, Diptera, Culicidae.